Messenger RNA from Meloidogyne enterolobii, 1661 nucleotides. NCBI's taxonomy places the organism in Eukaryota, Metazoa, Nematoda, Chromadorea, Rhabditida, Meloidogynidae. The record is from the annotation of a GenBank genome assembly.
GGAGGAGGAGGAGGAAGAAAAGGCUAUAAAACGUUCCAUCUCUUCAGUUUAUUCUUCUUAUACUCCCUUCUUAUUACCCAACGUUCCCUUCGCAUUACUCCAUGUUCCCUUCACUCUACUUCUUAUGUUAUCUUCACACUACCCCAUGUCCCCUUCACACUACCCCAUGCCCCCUUCACAUUACUCCAUGUUCCCUUCGCUCUACUUCUUAUGUUCCCUUCACACUACCCCAUGUCCCCUUUACAUUACUUCAUGUUCCCUUCACCUUACUUCUUAUGUUCUCUUCACUCUACUUGAUGUUUCUUCACACUACCCCAUGUCCCCUUCACAUUACUUCAUGUUCUCUUCACUCUACUUUUUAUGUUCCUUCACACUACCCUCUAUGUUUCUUCACUUUAUUUGAUUUUCUCUUCACCCUACUUCAUGUUCUCUUCACCUUACUUCUUAAGUGAAGAGAACCUUCCUCUACUAAGUUCCAUUCACACUACUCCAUGUUCCCUUCACUCUACUCCUUGUGUUAUCUUCACACUACCCCAUGUCCUCUUCACAUUACUUUUUAUGUUCCCUUCCCUCUACUCCAAGUCCUUUUUAUGUUCCCUUCCCUCUACUCCAAGUCCCUUCUUCUCUUAUCUUCUCUUCGAUAAGGAACAAAAAUUAUGUAAUUAUUAUUUAUUUAUUGUGGUUUUAUUAUUUAAUCUUUCUGCGAUUUUUGUGUAAUGAGACUAUGCCCUCGACUUUGAUAUAAUCAUUCCAUAUGAUCUACGAUCCCCCAAAAAAUAAAUAAAUUGGAAAGAAAAAUAAUAUUUUUAUUUACACCUUUUAAUAGACCAAAAUUUAAAUUUUAGUCACUCGAACAUUAAAAUAGACACACAAAAAUCUACCAAUCUGUACCACCCAAAAUUAAUUUCCUCUAUUUUGUCUCUUUGAAUCGAAAGGAGGAAAGGGACACCUAAGGAAGUCAUUCCAUCCUAUAACAUCUUUUCUAGGAUAGAAUAGAGCCAGUAAUCAUCUCAACUACUCCAUCCUGCAAUAUACCUAAAUGAGAAUUUUAGAUUGGUUCUGGCAGAUUGUUUUGAUGAUAGUUAAAGAAUAGGGUUCAAACUCGACCCGGGACGGGGUUUUGGGUUUUAACCAGGAAACUUAGGAUCGACGGGAUUAAAAGUUCGAACUCUACUAACUACAUAGAGGGAUCGCGCCGACAGAAAAUCAAAUUCUUGAAUUUCGGGAAUCGUGAAUUGGGUCGGCGCCAAACUGCCUCCUCAAUAUACAUAUGCCCCCCCCCUUUAGUCUAUAGAGGGAGGGGGCAGUUUCGUAUUUUCAUAUUUCGUUUUUGGAUUUCGUAUUUUAGUUUUUGGCUUACCCCCAGUUUAUAUUCUCUUCAUUUUUUUAAUAGGCAAACUGUCUGCAAGCCCCCCCCCCCCCCACUUCAUCCCUAAACCUUUUCUUGUUGAUAUUUUCCCCAAACUGGAACUGGAUAUAAAUUGGAAGUAAGCAGCAAAUGCAAGAAAAAAAAUUUGUAGUGUAAUACUAAACGAAAAAUAAAAAAAAGGAAGAAAAGUCUCCUUUCUUUGCACACACUUGCACAAAGUCUGGUUAUUUUUGGACCCUUUUUCUACUCCCCCAGACACAAGACUCUCGAUAAAAUCAAUAAAAAAACAAAA